GGAAAAUCGUAUCUCUCAGUGGAAUAUACACAUAAUCGUUGUUACAAUUCGUACCUGUUCAUUACUUUUGCGUUGAAUGAAACCACGAACUGCUCGGCGUACGUAUACGCGAUGCGACAGGCAUUCUGAGUAAUAGACGAAUCUCGAGCGACGAAAAGAGAGAGAGAGACGCAACUUCACGUAUUUCCCGGGCCGCGCGUCCUUCCCCUCUCCCCACCUCUUACCUCGCGAGUGUACUAUAACCUGCUCUCCGCGGCAUUCUCACGCAUUUUCCGGAGUUUGUUGAGCAAACACUACACGCUCGCGUUUCAACGAUUACUAUUCCAUACGACACGUAGAUAAAUUAAUACGCGAAUUAAGAUUGUGUGUGGGUGUGUGUGUGUGUGUGUAUGUGGAGUGCGGUAUUUGGAAACACGAUCGUCACUUCGCAGAGUGUUGACACGAUAGAAACUUCUCGAACAAUGUGAUCUAACGCGCGCUUUAGUGCAUGUAUCAGAAACGAAUAGGUCUGUGAAAUAAUCGUGAAACUUUAUCUACAUUCGUGCACGAGCUGUCCGAGCUACUCGACGCGUUCGACGCGAGAUGCAACGAUCGGGCGGGCAGUAGUCUGAAGUUGUAGUUGGUCGAGCACGCCAACUUCGGAGCGUGGCUAAUUUCACCGUUCAAUCGUGCGAAGUGUCUGUCCGCGCCUCGCUCCGGUCGCAACGGGGUCUGUCCGCGUCUCGAAGAUCGAAGGGAAUAAUGCUAUGACACACGGUGGAUAUCUCGGGCCGCUGUUUAGGCGUCCGACCGUCCUCCCGUCCUCCCGUCCAACGAACGACAACAAGGUUAUGCCGCGCGCGUAAACACAACGGCACGUCGCGCGCCGGAGACUCUUCGCGCGACAUACUAACAGUCGACUUGUCGCCGUGCGCAUGAAUCUUCCGUCCUUCUCUCGCUUUUCGAAUAUACAUAAUUAUUGGCAUCGCGUAUACGACGCAUGAUGCACGGCUUGCCGAACCUUGAGUAGUUCGAUGUGAGCGUUACUCCCUGUGCACCGACCGCGGUAAUUGCGUUCGGUAAGAAGAUCAAAGCACUCGAUGUGAGAUUCGUGCUUUACCAAUCUGUACGUCGUUAAAGAAAUAAUUAUCGUACUGUCCGCUGCCGCGUGCGUGUAUUAUAUGUGCGUGUGUGAGUGUGUACAAGUGCGUAUCAUCAGGACGACAACGGGGAUCAAGAGGAAUAACAUUUACGUACUCCGCUGCUGCGCAUCGUAUUGUCCUCGCACAUCCAUGGCGAAAUGGUUCCCUAGUGACGUCACUCGGUACGAGCCGUCGGGCAUACUACGAAGAUUUAUUACAACGAUCGACCAAGUAGUUCACAUCAAACGACCUAAUCGAGCGGUUCAAAAAUUCCCGAUUUCCUGCGGAAGAAGAGUGGGCAUCCUCGUGGAAGCGGCACACAUUUCGUCGGAGCAAAUGGAAGAACCAGUCCGGCUGCGACAGCAGCUUGGACCGAAUUUUUCUUCGCGUGCGUCGCGCCGUGAAAUCGAGGCGGGGAACGUGGUUCAUAAAUUAUUUACCGACUCGUAAAACGGUAUGGUGUGCAAAAGGGCUAGACGCCGAAAGACGAUUGAUGAAAAAAGGAAAGAAAAAAGAAAAGGGGAAAAGAAAAAACGCGAAGAGCAAGAAAUCCUUGGACCUCAGCGAAAAAGGGUGAGCAGAGGUCGAUCGACCGAGUUCAGAAAGUUAAGAAUCUACAUCGCGAACGAAGGAUAUGUAGUAUAUAAGAAGGGCGCAGCAUAAGUACUUUAAGCAGAAAAAUAUUCCUUAGAUUACUUCCAAGAUGGAUUUACGAUUAAGAAUAAUUUUUUCUCAGAUUUUGAAUUUUCAGUUUUUAGAGAUUAUAUUAAUCUCGAGUUAAAAAACAUUUUUUAUUUCUCGACUUGCUAAGCAGAUGUCUGAAAACAUCUUUAAGAUGUUUAUAAUUUUUUACGAAAUAGAUUAUCUUAUGGUAGACCUGAAACAUAAUAGUAAUCAAGCAUUCAAUAAUCCAAAAGCGGGCUUUUUUAUAUCAAAAAAUAAAACACUUGAAGGAAUGUAUGCAACAAGUCAGUACACAGAAAAAACAAAGUCUUAAAUCGGGUCAUAAGACGUUUCAAAGAUGUCUAUUAUUCGAUUUUAGACUUUGUAUUGUCUGGACAUACACAAUUGAUUGAAGCUAAUACGUAACAAUGCAUAUAUGUGAAAAUCUGUACGUUGCUAACAAUAAGUAUUACAAUAUAAAACAAUAGAACUUAUUUAAACCGAAAACUAGACAAACUUUUUUGGUCAUCUGCUGUUACAUGUAUGUAUGUAACUUCGAUAUAUGUAUAUGCCACAUAUAUCGUCAAAACUUCAAUUACCAAAACUUAAUUUAUCAAUCAUUAUUUAUUAUAUUUAAGAUAAAUAAACUAUAUUAACAACAAACUUUAUGCUGUCCAUUAUAAAAGAAUUAAAAAAGCAAAAUAUUUAUUUUCUUACAUUCGAAAGAAAAAACUUUUAGAAAACCUUUCAUUUAUGCCAUAUAUUAAAAGGAGUGGGAUGUAUGGCCACUCGUGAGUGGGACAAUCAAGUUGAACAAAGAAUAUAAGAGCUAAGUCCUUGUGUAUUUUGGUACCCUCCAUCUUUUAUUAUCUCUCUACACUUAUCUCUCUAUACUUGUAUCACAAAAUAACCUCUAAACCUUUUAAAUUACCUAUAGGAAAAUUAAUCAUUUUUAGAUUAUAAUACACAUCACUAUUCACAACAUUGAUAAAUUAAUUCAGCUCACAGUAGUUUCGUUAUUAACAGUAAAAGAAUGAUAAUAACUAUAAAAUAACUAUAAAAUAACAGAGUAAUUGCGAGCAAUUACCUUCACUCCUUCUAUUUUUUUCUGACUGCGGCGUAGAUACCAGAGUUAUCUUACAUUUGAGUAUUUAAAAAGUUAUAUCAAUCUCUGAUAUAAAAUAUUAAACGUUUGAAUUAUAUGACAA
Messenger RNA from Solenopsis invicta (red fire ant), 2992 nucleotides. RefSeq lists its product as uncharacterized. Lineage: Eukaryota; Metazoa; Arthropoda; Insecta; Hymenoptera; Formicidae. The record is from RefSeq and is a predicted model, not a curated record. The transcript has 4 exons. The coding region runs from base 1161 to 1571 and encodes 136 amino acids.